AUGGUGCCUCCCCCUUACCAAUAUUAUCUGGUAUAUCCUCCAUACUAUCCAUCGGCCGCCACUACUGUAAGGCAGGUGGAAUCAUUUAAGAGGCACUUGCCGCUUAUCUUCCCCAAGGUGGGGAGUGACCCAUUAGAGCCGGAUCGGUGGAUCCAAGAAUUGGAGAAGAUAUUUGAGAUAGUAGAAUGUACAGAAUCUCAGAAACUCAUAUAUGCUGGGUUACAAUUAAGAAAUGAAGCUGAUUCAUGGUGGAAGGCUACUAAGCCUAUCUUGUUAGCAACCCAUCCGGAACCAACAUGGGAACAAUUCAAGGAAAUGUUUCUAUCAAAUUAUUAUCCCUCAAGCUUCAGAGAUCGGAAGGCGACUGAAUUCUCAUCUUUGAUUCAAGGAAACAAGUCAGUCUUUGAGUACCAGCAGCAGUUUGAGGAACUGUUUUACUUUACCCCUCCAAACAUUAAAACAGCCAAGGAAAAGGCAAAGAAAUUUCUGAAAGGGCUAAAGAAGGCCAAGACUAUAGAAGACAAGCAGAAGGGAGAGCCCUCCACAACACCUGGACUUUGA
Molecule: messenger RNA, 561 nt
Organism: Macadamia integrifolia
Lineage: Eukaryota; Viridiplantae; Streptophyta; Magnoliopsida; Proteales; Proteaceae
Exons: 2
Coding region: 1-561 (186 amino acids)
Source: RefSeq, a predicted model, not a curated record